Diaporthe citri is the source of this 654-nucleotide messenger RNA. RefSeq lists its product as uncharacterized. Bases 1 to 654 code for a protein of 217 amino acids. The record is from RefSeq and is a predicted model, not a curated record. The transcript has a single exon. Lineage: Eukaryota; Fungi; Ascomycota; Sordariomycetes; Diaporthales; Diaporthaceae.
AUGUGCUUUGACAACCAGGCCGGCUCGCCACUCUUCAACCUCCCCGGCGAAGUCCGCGAGAUCGUCUACGCAUUCACCCUGAGCUUCCGCUACAGCGACUUCGAGUUCAGCAGCAGACCCUUCUACAAUUUCGGCGGGGAGCCCGCCUUCUCCAGACCGCUGCCGGCCCUGAUGCUGAUAUGCAAGCGAGCAUAUGCCGAGCUGCGGGCCAGGGUCCAGGAAGAAGCCGUCCUGCGGGCGUGCAUGUUCGAGCACGGGAGAAGGAUCGGGCUCGCUGUGCACGGGACGCUGAGGAUCCCGAGGUUAAGGAGGCUUGUCUUUCACGUUGCAAUGGAACACGCCAACUGGAAUACCUGGGUCAAGUUCUUUGGCCAUGUGUUGGAGUCCGCGGAAGGGCUCAAAGAGCUGGUGAUUGACUGGGAGCCAAGGAGGUCGCCGUCGGCAACGCGGGUUGGUUUCAUGGCCCAGCAUGAAGAUAGGAUGGAAAAGAGGCUGUUCAAGGCUGUGGCGGGGGCGACGCAUCUGGAAAGUCUCAGGAUCCACGGUGACAUCCCGGCUCAUUGGGCCGAGGAGCUCGGCCGGAUGCUGGGCGGGAACGUCAGGAUGGUGUGUGUGAAGGAGAGGUGGUGGCUGGAGGAUUGGGAAAGUGGCUGA